This is a messenger RNA of Echinostoma caproni, 635 nucleotides long. The record is from the annotation of a GenBank genome assembly. NCBI's taxonomy places the organism in Eukaryota, Metazoa, Platyhelminthes, Trematoda, Plagiorchiida, Echinostomatidae.
CCGGACUUCGUUCGUCCCUGAUGUUGAGCAUCCUCGAGUCCAGUUUGGACGAAGAACGUAAUGAAUUAGUGGCCGCCGCGGCAAUUCGCUCGUUAGCCAGUCUAGUCACAUUGAUGACGGACUGUGACAAAUUGUCACAAAUUAUUCAACGUCUCACCCAAUUCCUACUUCGUGGUCACCCGCUCGAUCAGCACACCGUGAUCCCGGAACUGGUCCAAGUGCGCCACACGAAUCAACUGACCCGAUCCGCUGAGAAGCGGAUCGAUACGGUGCGACCUACGUUCACGACCACGGUGGAUUGGUUCCUUCCGGCAGUUGCCCAAUGGUGUUUGGAAUUGGACAGUUUGCAUACGAGUUUGAUUGAUCCGUGGUUGGAUCAUGUGGACAAUUAUCUUCUGAAUUCUCGCAAACCGGAAACCGACACUCCGCACGAAAUGACCACUCGCUGUUUGGGCAUCCUCGAGCAUUUGGUCCCAUUUCUUCACGCCUGGUUGAUGGUUACCAUGGUGGAACCACGUGGUGAUAAUUCAGCGGAAAAAACUCUUUGGCUCACUGCACAACACUGGUCCGAGAAACAGCGCAACUCGGAGUCUGUCGAAGAUACCUCGUCAUUCGAUGAACGAGUUCCAGGUUAG